Etheostoma cragini (Arkansas darter) is the source of this 868-nucleotide messenger RNA. Its product is annotated as tripartite motif-containing protein 16-like protein. Gene Ontology annotation, molecular function: protein binding. The record is from RefSeq and is a predicted model, not a curated record. The annotation marks the transcript as partial. Lineage: Eukaryota; Metazoa; Chordata; Actinopteri; Perciformes; Percidae. The transcript has a single exon.
CUCAGCCAAUCAGCAUCCAGCAUCCAGAUCCGUCCUCUGAGCAGCUUUGAGGACGUGACAGCGGCCGUGUCAGAGAUCAGAGAUAAACUACAGGACGUCCUGAGAGAGAAGAGGACAACCGUCUCACUGACAGGGACUGAAGUGGACAUUUUACUGCCUCAACCAGAGCCCAAGACCAGAGGUGGAUUCUUACAAUAUUCACGUGGAAUCACACUGGAUCCAAACACAGCAAACACACAGCUGUUAUUAUCUGAGGGGAACAGGAAAGCAACGUUAAAGAAACAACAUCAGUCCUAUUGUAGUCACCCAGACAGAUUUACUUGGUGGCCUCAGGUCCUGAGUAGAGAGAGUCUGACUGGACGUUGUUACUGGGAGGUGGAGAGGAGAGGGAGAGGAAUUUCUGUAGCAGUCGCAUACAAGAACAUCAGGAGAGAGGGGAAGUCGGAUGAAUGUGGAUUCGGACUAAAUGACAAAUCUUGGGUGCUAGAGUGUUACAAGAACAGUUAUAAAUUUUUUUACAACAAAGUCCAAACUCCCAUCAAAGGUCCUGGGUCCGCCAGAGUAGGAGUGUACCUGGAUCACAGUGCAGGUAUUCUGUCCUUCUACAGAGUCUCUGAAACCAUGACUCUCCUCCACAGAGUCCAGACCACGUUCACUCAGCCCCUCUAUGUUGGACUUGCAUGUUUGUGGUCUCCUGGAUUCUCUGCUGAGUUGUGUACACUGUAAUAGAUAGAAGUAAUUUAAGGGUUGAUUUCUGUUUUAACUCAUCAACUUAUUUAGUCUCCAUGUGUUUUGCUGACAGGUGAUUGUUGUGAAAUUCUAUUUUUUUAUGUUUUUUUGUCAGUGUUUGACAUUUUUCAUGUGCUUA